Molecule: messenger RNA, 7259 nt
Organism: Pantherophis guttatus
Lineage: Eukaryota; Metazoa; Chordata; Lepidosauria; Squamata; Colubridae
Gene: OPRM1
Product: opioid receptor mu 1
Biological process (GO): G protein-coupled opioid receptor signaling pathway; neuropeptide signaling pathway; sensory perception of pain
Cellular component (GO): neuron projection; plasma membrane
Molecular function (GO): beta-endorphin receptor activity; neuropeptide binding; morphine receptor activity
Source: RefSeq, a predicted model, not a curated record
CCACCACCCUCCGCCAAAAAGGCUCCUCCUUUCCAGACUUAUCCCGGCCAACUUGCGCACGUGUGCGCGUGUUUCAGAGUCAGCUGUGCGAGCACACGUGUACGCGCGCGAGCAACAUCUGAAGGGAGAAGAGGCUCCAGUGGGUUUAUUCCUGCAAAGACUUUCUUUCCAACACUUCUUUCUCUCUCUCUCCGUUCUCCUCUCCCUCGACCUCCUUCUCCCUCGGCGCUCGAUGCGGGGAAUGCGGUGGAAACCGCAGAAGGAGGCAACGUUUCCCCAAGGCUUCAGCUUCAAGGUGCGACGGGUCCUUCGCUUCUCUCUCAGCCGCGCCAGGCAACUACAGGGAUCCCGUCCUCCUUCGGAAACUGACUAAAGAGAGCGUUGGAUGGGACUCCUGCCUUGGGUGGCUUCCUCGCCCAGGAACGCGGCUUCGCACCUAACUAGGUGGUCAGCACCAGGGACAGCUCCCGGCGCCCGUUCUUCCUGCGCCUCCAUCCUGCGUUCUGACUCCUGGCGCUUGCUAGCCAGACGCAGGCGAUUAAGGGGAGUGAAGGUCGGCCACGAUUAUGGAAGCAGACAACUGGAACCAGAGCGAGCCCAACAGCACCCAGCUUUUUUGCGGGGGACCCAAUGGGACUCUUGGGGGACGAGAAGGCAGUUUAUGUUCUGGGGUCAGCCCUUCCAUGAUCACAGCCAUAGUGAUCAUGGCCCUCUAUUCCGUCGUAUGUGUUGUGGGGCUCUUCGGGAACUUCUUGGUCAUGUAUGUCAUCAUCAGAUACACCAAAAUGAAGACAGCCACCAACAUUUAUAUUUUCAACCUUGCCUUGGCUGAUGCCUUAGCAACAAGUACGCUGCCCUUUCAAAGCGUGAAUUAUCUUCUGGGAACAUGGCCGUUCGGUACCACUAUUUGUAAGAUUGUAAUAUCGAUAGAUUACUAUAACAUGUUCACAAGUAUUUUCACCCUCUGCACCAUGAGUGUGGAUCGCUACAUAGCAGUUUGCCACCCGGUCAAGGCUUUGGAUUUCCGCACCCCUCGAAAUGCCAAGAUUGUCAAUGUCUGUAACUGGAUUAUUUCUUCAGCUAUUGGCAUUCCAGUGAUGGUGAUGGCAACCACCAAAGAGAGCAACGGAUCUGUUGAUUGCACGCUUAAAUUCUCACACCCAGCCUGGUAUUGGGAGAACCUACUGAAAAUCUGUGUUUUCAUCUUUGCCUUCAUCAUGCCCAUCUUAAUCAUAACGGUCUGCUAUGGAUUGAUGAUUUUACGCCUGAAGAGUGUCCGAAUGCUCUCUGGCUCCAAGGAAAAGGACAGAAAUCUUCGAAGGAUCACCAGGAUGGUCCUUGUGGUUGUGGCUGUUUUCAUUGUCUGCUGGACUCCGAUCCAUAUUUAUGUCAUCAUCAAAGCCUUGAUCCAUAUUCCAGAAACUACUUUCCAAACCAUCUCCUGGCACUUCUGCAUUGCAUUAGGAUACACAAAUAGUUGUCUCAAUCCCAUCCUUUACGCCUUCCUAGAUGAAAACUUCAAAAGGUGUUUCAGAGAAUUCUGUAUCCCAACAACGUCAACCAUUGAACAGCAAAACUCCACCCGCAUCCGUCAGCAUACCCGUGAGCGUGGCUCCAGUGCCCAUACAAUGGAUAGGACUAACCAGCAGGUAUGACUAGAAGUGGAGAUGUCAACCUUGGAAACAAGAAUUCCUCCUGGAGAUGACAUGAAUUCUGAAGUCACGGACUUGACUGAAUUGUAGCUUCUGGAAGUUUUAUAAAAUUCUUCCGAUUUAUUUUCCCUGGCUGAGGUGAUACACAAAGAUGGAAAGACUUAUCCAAAUGCACUAGGAAGGUUGUGCUGGUCCUACUAUGAUGAUGGGGAACUAGAGAAGUCCUCAAGUUGCUCCUUGCAUAGCCAGAGUCAGUCUGGGUAUCAUUGUGUUAUAUAUUCAAUACGCUGAAAACAGAAGAGAUGCUUUCAUUGUCUUGGCUUACUGAAUGCUUGCUACUUCAGCAUUCUAGAACUUUGUAUAUUUAGAAACUUCUUAUACCAAAUCAGAGCAUUGGGCCAUGUGACCUGUGUGAACUAGCACCUGCCUCAUAACCAGUUCUCCAAUAUUUAAUAGUCCUGCAAUUACAGGUAGUCCUCAACUUACAACAGUUCAUUCAGUGACUAUUCAAAGUCACCGAAAAAGUGACUUACGACCAUUUUUCACAAUUACAACUUUUGUAGCAUCCCCAUGAUCAUGUAAUCAAAAUUCAAAUGUUUGGCAACUGGUUCAUACUUAUGACCAUUGCUGUGUCCCAAAGUCAUGUGAUCUCCUUUUGCAACCUUUUGACAAACGAAGUCGAUGGGGAAAGUCAAAUUCACUUAACGACCUUGUUGCUACCUUAACAACUGCAGUCAUUCACUUAACAAGUAUGGCAAGAAAGGUCAUAAAAUGGGACAAAAUUUAUUUAACAACUGUCCCAGUUAGCAACAGAAAUUUUGGGCUCAAUUGGGAGGAGGGAGGAGGGAGUUUUAGAAUUUCUCCAAUGAAUCUGUUUCUAAAUUCAAAAUACAGUAACAGUCUGUCUCAGGUCUUCAUGGUGACUCUUUUCCUCUUCUCCUUGGAAUGAUUUCUCAUCUUUGUACUCAAUCAAAGGAAGCAGGAACUGAGACACAUCAAAUAUUCACUGAGUAGAAAUGAGGGAAUAUAACCAAGGUGGAAAUGUUUUGAUAAUUAGGUAGGUAAGAUAAUCACAGUGAUAGCUCAGCAAGCAAUUUGAGUGGGUAGAAAAACUGAAUUCGAAAUAAUGGAGGCAUCUCUACACUUCUUUUGAUGGCAGACUUGAGUAUCCAGUCUUUCUUUCUGAGAUUUACUCUGUGUUAUCAUUUGAACACCACAACAACAGUGGUUUUUCUCUAAAUUUAUUAUUUAUUUUAUUUUAUUAGUCAUAUUUCUCUGCCGCCCACUCUCCGAGGACUCUGGGCAGCUUACACCAAAGACAGUAUACUAAAUAGCAUAUUGGCCCCUAACAGUCUGGGUCCUCAGAUUGUAGAAAACCUAUAAUAGAAAGAAAAGAAAAGCUAUCAACAAUCUUCUCAGUUCUGUUUUGCAAAUGAUGUCUGAGGGGAAAAAAUUACCCUGGGCAUAAUAAAUAGCAAUAUCUCCAAAGAAAAAGAACUAAUACAGGUAACAAGCUUUAGAAAAAAAAUAUUCAGAAUAUUGUUCUAAUUGUCUCUCCUAUUCCAAAAAUGGAAAUUUCUAGGCUAAUAAGGAUCUGCUAAAUUCAGCAUAUUUAUUUCUCAAAUCUGAACUUAAUAAUUGACAGAUUUGAUAAUUAAAAUUAUGAUAUCAUAAAUUAUUCUUUAAGAUCAGUCAAUUCCUUGGAUUUACCUCCUGUUCUUUGGACCAGCCAACAUAAUGGAAGUUUCAAUUGUAUAUAAUUUGCUAAGCAGAUGGCAGUAGCUUUUAAACCAUGCCUACUGUUGUAGUCUCUAUAACCAUUCUUGUAUAUUUGUCUUUAAAUUAGUCAUUGUGUCAUCCCACAUUAUAUUUUCAUGCAGUUGAAGAAAUAAGCAUAGUAUGUCAAAUUAAAGGCAAAUAUCAAUACAUUAGAUUGUUAUCUUUGAUUGCUAUUGUGUAGUGUUCAACACACUCACACAUGCAAUACCUGGAUCUGCAUUUCAAAUCAUAAUGUCUUUUGAAUGCAGUAUGCCAAUUAUUGGUAAUAGUAUAGUUAUUACUACUAUGUCUAUCAUUAAUGUUUUUAAUAAUAUUUUCUGACAUUAAUCAUACACAACUUAGGGUUCCCCCAUAAGAAGAGAUGACCAGACAUAAAUGUGUAUACAUAAUAUAUAAAUUAACAUUGUUUUACUGAUUACUUUUAUAUCCUACACUCAAACCAGGAUUCAGGGCAGGAAAUAUAUCUUACUAUAUGAAAUGUUACUCUCACAGAUAAACUAAAAGGAGUUUAAAGUGACUUGCUAAAAUUCAAAGAUGGCUUUUCACCCUUUUGUUUUCUUGACAUUGUUUAUUUCUAUCACCUAACAUUCUUUAAAUCUACUGAAAGACUCAGGCUUAAGUUACUUAACAACACACAAAAACUGUCCCUUGUGAGUGUUUCUGCCAUUAAAUUUCUAACCAAGACUGUUAAGAAGGCGCUUUGUGGGUUUGACUGGUAAAUGGUGCUGAUCCUUUCUCUGCAUCUUCUUAACAGAGAGUGGGAAGAAUCAAUUAAAGCUGAUCUCUUUAUUAUACAAGAAAGAUCCCCACAGAAAACAAACAUCACAAUAUUUUGUGUUUUUACUUGAGAAAACCCUGUUAGGAAAAUGGAAAGCAAUGUGUGUAAAAAACUAUGUGCAUCUCUGAAGUAGUUGUUUGUUCAUUCAUGACAAAAUCGAGUUUGCAGAAGGGUAUCUCCAGCUCUGAGGGCUUUGAAACAGCGUACACUAGAUCUCUUGUAUUCUUUUAAUGACCUUGCAAUCCUUUGCUUUGGUGUGGGGGUCAGGGCGACUGAUUGGAGCUGAGCGUUUACAGACUGGACGCCCUUCCUGAUGCCUAUGUGGAGUUCACAGCACACAAUUACUCUUCAAAAGAAAGACAUAUCUGCCACUACCUAGGAUCGAACUCACAGCCUCCUGAUUGAUUGUGAGGUGAGAAUUCCACCUUUAGGCCAUCACACCACUCACUAGAACUCUCUACUCUAACCUGUAGGAAAGCCUCCAGCAAUAAACAUUAUCAGAAUGUGCAAAAAAUUGGAUUGGGUACAUGCCAGCUGUCCUUAAGAAAUGACAUCCAUCUAUUAUAGAAGGAUGCUAUUAUAUUCAUGCAUAUCUUCAGGAAUAGACUGAACGAAAGUAUGGCAAGGGCAGGGCCCAAUUCACUUCUGAAUUGAUAAGGUGGGCUUGUUCUUAGACUCUUCUUUAAAUAUUGCCAUUGUUGGAAGCUAGGGAGCGUGCCUUUUCUGUGGCAGCCCCUGCCCUUCCUCCUGAAUUUUGACAAGGCUCUAUCCUCCUAGCCUUCUCAAAAGCACUGGAGACCUGGCUUCCCCCCACCCCAAGAACUGUAAUAGGGUGAGCAUUUUCAAAGUUUAGGAGAGCUGAUGAUUUUUAAAUGACAUUACUGGAAUUACUCAGCAUACAAGGAUUUAAAUGACAUUACUGGAACUGCUCAGCAUACAAGGAUUGAGGCAAGCACAAUAGCUUUUCACCCAUGGCUCAAAGCAGAAAGAAAUAUAGGAAAUGUUUCAUACCAAUGUGUUUAUAGAAUCCAUUUGAAACCUGGUGUAUAUUAUCCCUUGUGUCUCUUAAUAUAUGUUUGUCAAAGAUUUCUCUCUAUUCACUAUGGCAGGUUUUGAAUGAAUAGGAUGUAAACUACGGGUAGUAAUAUGAUCUUUGAAUAAGUGAAGAACCGCCAGUACAGAAGACAAGGAUCUACCUGACAUCUUAUGAUGUCUCUGGUUGACAGUGUCAUUACUGCUGCUAAUAUUUAUUACAGAGAAUCUUGAAAUGUUUGGAGGUAUAGUAUAACCUUGAGGGCAGAACCCUUUAGGUAAACAUGAACCAAUUUUCAAAGACUUUUCUUGCAUCACCAGACAUACAUGGAACUCUUGAAGUUCAAAAUCUGUGCAGGAGAAUUUGUUAGGAGAGAAAUAAAAGUUUGAAACAUUGCUGGAGGGAUCUCAAAGACUCUUGAACAUGAGGGGAGCAGAUGAGUGAAGAAAAUGAGGGUAGUAAGAGUUACAGAGUUCUAAGAAUCAGAGCUUAUGUGAGGGAGAUAACAAAGAUCGGUGUUCUACUGCUAAUUCUUUGAAAGCUAAGAAGCAAGUGUUUUAAUAUAACUCUGGAGAAGUAUUUUAGUCUUGGAGCUGGCAAUCUUCUUUCUGGAACAAUCGGUUAGAGAUUACUAUUUUAAACCAAGUCCAAACUACAUGCAGUACAAGCUAAUUCCCCUUCCAUCUCACCCCAUAAAAUAAUGUGUGGCAUGGAAAACAAAUAUAUGAUAAAGACCUAUAAACAUAUGAAGUGCAUUUGUGUAUAGAAGUUUGAAACAAAUCCCUUUAGGUAUAAACAAUUGUAAAGAAUUUUUUGUUGAUGAAAGUAUUCUUAGCAUCUAAUCCUUUGUGGGGCUUGGGGGGAGGUAGUACAAGAUAACUGCAAUGAUAAAAUAGGUCAAUGCUAUCUCUGAGAUAUUGGGGGGGAAAGAUAUUCAUUCACUAAAAGUACAAUCCACAUCAACUGAAAUCACCCUUUCAUAAUAUUUGAAGCUUCUAUCUAGAUUGUCUGUAUCUCCUUCAACACCAAACAAAACUACUUUGUUACACGUGGGAAAAUAAUGUAAAUCAUCUUCCCCAGCCAGGUACAAUUCCAAUAUUACUAGAGGUAUCAGAUUAUGUAAAUAUUCUUUUUCAGACAGAUGACAUGUGAACAAUAGAUAGGAGUAGUAAUUCACAUUAAUCUUGCAUUUUGUAUCAAAAGAGGCUAGCGAUAGCCAGUUCUGUAAAUACUAUUGUCAAUAUCUGUACAGUGCUAACAUUUGGGCAAUGAAAUAUAUGACAGUACUUCAUUUUUAAAGAAAUAUAUUCAUCCAAUUUGAUUUUAUGCCAUGUAUUUAAAUAAUAAAUUUUCUGUUUCAAAAUCUGCAUAAAUUGAGUAAUAGAAUAAGAUUAUAUGUAUAUGUUAUGACUCUUAUAAAAUAAUGUCAUUAUGUGUGCAAAUGUCAUUAAUGUCAUUAAAUGUGUGAAAAAAUGUGAGUUUAAGUGUAUAUGUGAAGUAGUGAAGCAUUUCUACGUAUAUGUUAACAAAAUAUAUUGACGCAGCAUGAAAUUAAACAAUUUGUUUUAAAAAUAAAAUAUAGCUUUAUGUAUAUAAUAUAUAUAUAACACAUACAACGUGUUAUACACAGUUUUCUACAUCAUUGCAAAUGUUCUCAUUUGUCUCUGUGUGAUUGCCACUAGAGUAAUUAACUUACAAAAGUAUACUCAAGUCAAAAUAACAAUAGAUUUUGGAACAAGCAAGAGUAAUAAUCAUACAGAUCAUUUGUAGUUAAAUAAUAUGUUAUACUUGUUUAGUGUUUCUGCAAUUAAAUUGUCAAAAUGCACACAGGAAGCAAAAAAAGAGUAUCUUUGUUCUGAUUAUAAAGAAAAUCUUACCCAUUGCUCCUUUUAAAAAUGUCUAGCACUGCAUUUUCACUGCUGAUUUGCGAAAGAAAAAGUUUGUAGGAAGAAAAUUCUCUAUUCAUCUUGAGUGAAAAAUGUAAGUUCAAUAAAUGAGAUCAAAUUAUAAAAACUCA